Messenger RNA from Cylindrotheca closterium, 2754 nucleotides. NCBI's taxonomy places the organism in Eukaryota, Bacillariophyta, Bacillariophyceae, Bacillariales, Bacillariaceae. The record is from the annotation of a GenBank genome assembly.
AUGUCCACCACAAACGUGUCACCUAAAGCGACCGUUGGCGAUCAAAACAGCGGCGACGCAAAGAACGGCCCAAGCAAAACAACCGAAGUUUCUAAUGCUGUGGCUCAGUCUCCUUUUAAAAAUAUAGGAAAUGCUUCAAAAUCCAGCAGUAACAGUGACAAGACGAAGCGAGAUCACCAGUCGAUUCAAGUCUUACCACAAGAGGUGGUGGACCUAAUUGCGGCCGGAGAGGUUGUUCAGCGUCCUGCCUCGGUAAUCAAAGAGUUGAUUGAGAAUUCGUUGGAUGCAGGGAGCACCCACAUUGUAGUCCAUGUGGAGAAAGGGGGGUUGUCCAAACUCAGCAUAAGUGACAAUGGUUCCGGGAUUUCAAAAUCGGAUAUGACCUUGGCAGCCACUCGACAUGCAACAAGUAAAUUUGAAAAGAUAGACGAUUUCGCUCACUUGCGGACCUUUGGAUUUCGAGGAGAGGCACUGUCGUCGAUCAGCAUGUGCGCCAAACUCACCAUCACAACCCGUACCCGAGAAAGUACCGUCGGGUUUACUCAAACCUAUCGGAAUGGAGAACCUACUUCCAACACUGGCAGCAAGUCCAAAAAUCCGAAACCAUGUGCUCGAAAACAAGGGACGACAAUAACCGUACAAGAUUUGUUUCACAACAUUCCAUAUCGGCUGAAGACCUUUUCAAAACGAGAGGCAGACGAAUACAACCGAAUACUAACAAUUGUUCAAUACUAUUCCAUUCAUUACCCGCGUUGUGGGUUCGUUUGCGAACGAGUCCGGAUGGCUGGGAAGCAGAAGACGGUUUUGGUGGAUUUGAAUACCAGUCAAUUGAGUCAUGUCAAGACACUGAUACAAAAACGAGACGACGCCAUGGAAAGCGCUUCAACGCGAAGUGACGACGAUGAUGAAAACGACAGCAAUGAGGAUUCAAUCAGCGCAACAAAACAAAUCAUGGCCCAUGUCUUCGAAUCCAACCUAGAAAAUCACGUCUCUCAUUUCAGAGCAUCGAAAGAAGGUGCAGAUCCGACCGACUUUGCGUAUAGUUGCCAGGUCUACUACACCCACUUGUCGUAUGAUAUCAAAUCCUCCAAGUUUGUCCUCUUUCUGAACGAUCGAAUAAUCGACUUGCCACCACUAAAACGGGCCAUGGAGGAUGUCUAUGCUAAUUUUUCAAAGACGAAACCGAUUCUCGUCGUUCAAGUGCGAGUACCCGGAUCCCAAGUGGACGUCAAUGUACAUCCAUCCAAGAAACAAGUUGCGCUGACAUAUCAGGAAGACCUUUGCGAUGCUAUUUGUGAAAAAAUGAGCGAAGCAUUGCAACAAGGGGGUCAAACCUUUAAAGCCAAAUCCGUGGCUCCGAAGAUAAUCGACAAUCCCUACCGCAAGAAGCGACAACCGUCAGAUGAUCAAACGACGGUUUCCCCAUCUCCAGGGUCUCCAUUAUCUCCAAAAUCAGUCACUGCUGGAACGAAAACGGCUUCCACACCUGCUCCAGGCAGCAACCAAAAGGUGCCAGGGGUACCAUCACUAAAGCGCAAAGCAGAGCCAGUCAAGAAAACUCCACCCAACAAGUUUGUCAGGACCGCACAUGCAAACCCAGUCGGUGCCAUUGAACCAUUUGUUGUCAGGACACAACCUUCGCAGAACGAUCCUCGAAUGUCUCAGUCUCAGUCCCACACUCAGCCCCAGUCCCAGACUCAGUCACAGUCCCAGUCUCUGAUGAGAGAGGGCGACAGAACGGACAUUGCACUCUCUCAAGAAUCUCAAUCACCUUCGGCUUUUUCUACAUUCAAACAUUUGGAUGGAUGCCCAUUUGCGACCACCAGCAACAACAAAAAUUAUGCCGUUGACAUGACACAACCUGGAGCCUUUGCUCAGCUCACAUGCAUAUGUCGAUCGGCAGAUGCUCGCAAGACUGUCAUGAUCCGAAAAACCUUGGUUCGUCCGAAAAGAGUUGUUCCAAGCAAAUGUUCCUACUCUUCCAUUCAAAAAUUGCGGAAACGAGUCAACAAGGACAAGGACGAAGAUUUGACCAAACAGCUACGCGAUGCCUAUUUUGUCGGAUCCUUGUCCGAUCAGCGAUCCUUGAUCCAAUGUGGGGAAGAGCUGAUCAUGAUCAAUCAUUUGGAGAUGGGCAAGCUGCUCUUUUAUCAGUUGGCGCUGGCACGGUUUGGAGAAGCGAGAAUGGCACGGCUGGGUGGGGAGGGUAGUCCAGGGAUCAGUGUACUGACAUUGAUCGGUCAAACGCUACAAAUGAAAGAGCUAUUGUCGAAUGAAGAUGCGAAUGACGAAACCGGGGAAGAACUACAAAGUUCGACUGGAUUAUUGGAAGUAUCAGAAAUGAAUAAAAAGUAUGCCCAAGAAACCACUUUGUGCCUAUUGGACAAGGCAGAAAUGUUGGAAGAGUAUUUCGGCAUUCGACUUGUCAAGAAUUGCGACGAUGCUAUGUUGACUGGUCUUCCGGAACUCUUGGAAGGGCACAUUCCUGAACCUCAUGGCCUUCCCACUUUCCUGUUUCGGCUAGCGACCGAAGUUGAUUGGGCCGAAGAACGUCCUUGUUUUCAAAAGAUUUGCGAGGAGCUUGGCAACUACUACGCCGGUGUGCCAACUGAAGGCCGUGAGAACUACGUGCAGCACACUUUGAUCCCAGCGAUCUCGUAUCUGCUCAUUCCACCAAAAAGCGUGAAAACACAGGGAUACUUCACAGUAUUGACAAAGCUAUCUACAUUGUACAAAGUCUUCGAACGGUGCUGA